GUCGCUUAGAGAAUCUCGCGAGAAUUCGACGGCAGCCUUGUCCCAUAAAUGAGGCUCCUUCGGCUCCCUCUGUGGGGAUUUUUCGUUUCGGAUGUUGUCGGUGUGUCAUCGUCACGCCUCUCUUUUCCUCGCGGCGGGGGCUUCCCCCAAAUUCUUCCCCCUCCCCCGUAGCCCAGAUGAGGAAAGCAUCGACCCGAACUACAACUCCCAUGAGGCUCUGCGCACCACGCCCUCGAAAUUCUCGUGAAAUCCCGUGCGACGGCGGCCCGGAGGGGACAAGAGUUACCAUGCCGACGGGAAGGACGCGCGGGCUGCGGGUCGGGGGGAGGGAAGGAGAAGAAAGUCGGCGUCAGGCGGGGCGAGGGCAGUAGUGGAGGCGAGUUGUUCAAAGGGAGGUUUAGGGUGCAGGAGGGGACGGGGAGGCCGGAAAGGGGCAAUAAGAAGGACUGUGCGGGGAGGGCCGCAGGGGCGAGAGGGAGGCAGGAGGCCUGGUGACCAGCGGCCAACUCGAGGGGUUGACCAUGUACAGCCGGGGCCUGGUGGCAGGACCGGACUUGGAGCAUUUCCGCCGCCGGUAUUUCACCCCCUGGGAGGUGGCGCAGCACAACGUGCCGGGGGACCUGUGGGUCUCCUACCUGGGGGCCGUCUACAACCUCACGUCCCUCGUUCAGCAGUACAAGGGGGACCUCCUGCUGAAGCCCAUCCUGGAGGUUGGGGGACAAGACAUAAGCCAUUGGUUUAACCCAAAGACCCGAGAUUUAUGGACGCACAUCGACCCGGUGACUGGCUGCCGCAAGUAUUACACCCCUCAGGGCCGUUUCGUCCACGUCCCGCCCCCUCUGCCCCGCUCCGACUGGGCCAAUGACUUCAAGCGUCCCUGGUGGGAAGGCACCCGCUACCAGGUGGGGCUGUUGGCCACCAAGACCCGGCUCGUCCGCAUCAUCAACACGCUCACCUCGCAGGAGCACACGCUGGAGGUUGGGACGGAAGAAUCCCUGUGGGAGAUCCUGCACCGCUACCUUCCCCAUAAUGCCCACGCGGCGAGCUACACAUGGAAGUGUGACGGCGUCAGCCUGGACAUGAACAAGACGCUGGAGCAGAACGGCAUCCACGACGAGGACCAUGAAUUCCAGCAGCUGAGCAUGGACACCGAGCUCUACACCCCGGCCCUGUUGCUCUACUUCAACGACGACCUCACCGAGCUCUGAGGGAUAACGUCGGGGGCAGCCAGCUGAGGCCAGCAAGAUGGUGCGGGGGGGGGGGGGAAGGGGGAACCGCGGGGCGGUGUGGGGGAAAAGUGGCUGGAGAAUGGCA
Ornithorhynchus anatinus (platypus) is the source of this 1314-nucleotide messenger RNA. RefSeq names its product cytochrome b5 domain-containing protein 1. The coding region runs from base 522 to 1208 and encodes 228 amino acids. The record is from RefSeq and is a predicted model, not a curated record. The transcript is spliced from 4 exons. NCBI's taxonomy places the organism in Eukaryota, Metazoa, Chordata, Mammalia, Monotremata, Ornithorhynchidae.